UGGUGGAGUUUAUUCACCUGCGAGGCCUUACUGAGGGAACCAAAAUCCCAUGUGACCUUGUAGCCACGCCCCCUAGAUUCCCCCGGAUGUUUAACGUUAGCAGUGCUGCGGAUGUGAUGCAACCAGAUCUACAACCCCCCAUCAACUGGACCUCCAUAUGAACGCGUUUUGAAGAGCUGGGUGCCAGAGGAGUCAUCCCACCUGUACCCUCUUGUUCAGGGGAUCUAUCUUUAAAUGGCCACCGCGGCUCCCCCUCCAGUCCCUGGCUCCACUGCGGCCACUGAGAACCCGAAUCCCGGAUCCAGCAGCUCCACUGCGUCCGACAGUGGCAACCAGGACAGUACUUUUGAGUGUAAUAUAUGUCUGGACACCGCCAAGGAUGCAGUUAUCAGUCUGUGUGGACAUCUCUUCUGUUGGCCUUGCUUGCAUCAGUGGUUGGAGACCAGACCCAACAGACAAGUGUGUCCUGUGUGUAAAGCCGGUAUCAGCCGAGACAAAGUAAUCCCAUUAUAUGGACGGGGAAGCACAGGUCAACAAGACCCCAGAGAAAGAACUCCCCCUCGACCACAAGGACAAAGGCCGGAGCCAGAAAACCGUGGUGGCUUUCAAGGGUUUGGCUUUGGAGAUGGGGGUUUCCAGAUGUCAUUUGGAAUCGGUGCUUUUCCAUUUGGUAUUUUUGCUACAGCUUUUAACAUCAACGACGGCAGACCACCUCCAGCGGCCCCUGGGACACCGCAGCACAUGGACGAACAGUUUCUGUCUCGACUCUUCCUGUUUGUCGCUCUGGUGAUUAUGUUUUGGCUGCUGAUUGCAUAAAUGCAAGGAGAAACACUAACUCUGGCUUACCUAGAAGAUUUGAAAGAGAUGCAACAUUAUGGCACAUCAUAAUGGUUUGCACCAAUGUGAUUAUGCCUUGACAUAUUUUCCUCUCCUUGACUCGAAGCCAUUUUUCUAAAUAAAAACAAGUGUUAACCCAAGGCAAACAUCUCUUAAGGUGAACCACACAACCUCCAUGGAAACAUUUUUUAAAUCAUCAUUCAAUUGUUCUCUGUGCUCUCUUUGAGUAUUAUUUGGUAUUACUACUGAAUUCAAAUAUAUUCUCUGCUAAUCAAAAUAAGACCAGCAGUGCUCUGGGAUCAUUCACUUGAUUCUCAUGCAUACAUAUAUGAUCCCUAUGACCCUUUUCAGGUAACUAUUAUUGUAUUAAUUUGGCCCUAUUCUAAUUGACAGCCAUUGCAAGAAGAGCACCGAUGUUACUAACAAUGUCUCUGUUUUUCUCAUGUGCUCGAAAACCAUGACAGUGUGAUCGUUAAUAUUAUUAUUUACACCUGUGUUCUACUGUUGCAUCUUGUCAUGUCUUCCAUAAAACCCCCUCAACAGGUUUCAAACUGAGCACAAGCAGGCGACUCCCUGUUGUCUCUCUUCAUCUAUAUACUUCAAAUGUGUUUUGUGUUGAUCUAGCUCUACCUGAUCUCACAAAUAAUAAUAAUUUCAUCUGCAAAUAUUUACCAAAUCAUACACAGUCUGUUGAGUCAAAACAAUGUUAGAAAUGUUCUCUUUAUUUCGGAUUGAAAAGAAAUAUGUUGAUGCAUGUUAACAGCUCAAAUAUUAAUUUAUGAAACGGUGUUCCUCUCCAAAUCGUUUGUUUCCCCUCAGUUUUCUCUGUCACUGUAAUUUAAUGUAAAAUACUGUAGAUUAUUACAGAAAUGAAGAUUUGCUGGUUGAACCUGAAACCACUUUUCAAAAUGUGAAUUCAUUCUAUUGACAGUAAAGCUAUGUAAAUAAAAUUGUUAAAUCAUA
This is a messenger RNA of Gymnodraco acuticeps, 1800 nucleotides long. It is a transcript of the gene rnf185, whose product is annotated as ring finger protein 185. Gene Ontology annotation, biological process: ubiquitin-dependent protein catabolic process. Gene Ontology annotation, cellular component: endoplasmic reticulum. The transcript is spliced from 7 exons. The record is from RefSeq and is a predicted model, not a curated record. The coding region runs from base 235 to 816 and encodes 193 amino acids. Lineage: Eukaryota; Metazoa; Chordata; Actinopteri; Perciformes; Bathydraconidae. Gene Ontology annotation, molecular function: ubiquitin-like protein conjugating enzyme binding; ubiquitin protein ligase activity; metal ion binding.